Molecule: messenger RNA, 1443 nt
Organism: Fimicolochytrium jonesii
Lineage: Eukaryota; Fungi; Chytridiomycota; Chytridiomycetes; Spizellomycetales; Powellomycetaceae
Exons: 1
Coding region: 1-1443 (480 amino acids)
Biological process (GO): protein transport
Cellular component (GO): cytoplasm
Source: RefSeq, a predicted model, not a curated record
AUGAUGGUUACCCCAGACCCCCCACAAGACAAGCCCGCCAACUGGCCCUCCUCCCUCCUCACCUUCCAAAUCCAGCUCUCUCAAGUCCCCUCCCUCGCCCGCACAAUCCACCCUCUCACCGGCCUCGAAGUCCCCGCCGCCGACGUCAACGAAGACCUCGCAACCCAACAGCAGCUCCGAGUCCGCGGCCAUCUCCACAUCGAAUUCAAAGAACAUUACAAGGCAGACUCGAUUCGACUCCUCCUGCUAGGCAUAGAGACCGCCAACAUGGAACGCGCGGGCUUUCCCAGUGUCAAGGAACAGCGGGUGUGGGAUCCCCAGCCGUGGAUGAGGGCGAAAACGUUCCUGACGAAGGAGGCGGUGCUUUGGGAACAUGGGAAGGUGCUGGCUACCUCGACAUUAUCGACAUUAACCGACGCCGUCUCCUCCCCCCCUGCCUCAUCUCACUCGCAUGGAGACAACAUUCUCCCCGCCGGCACACACGACCUUCCGUUCGAAUUCACACUCGAUCCGAAAUCCCUCACCUCCAUGCGCGCAACGCACGCGAGCAUCGUUUACAAGCUCCGCGCGGUCAUCGUCCCCGCAAAGGGGUUCCUCGGCUUCCGCAAAUCGGAAAUCGCCACUCAACGCGGACUUAGGAUCAAGAAGCUACUUGUGGGUGUUGAGGAGGCGCCUAUCUCUUAUAACGAGGCCGUGCUGCAAGCCGAGAGAUUACCCACGUACACGAAGGAUUCUGAAGAGGAGGAGGCACCCGCGUUCACUCCCACGGCCGCCGCGGCUCCAGCUCCAACAACAUCCAACGAACAGACGGUGUUGGUAACAGAUGGACCCGUGCAGCUCACGAUCACAACCAUCAAACGCAUCAUGAUGCGCAACGGAACACUCGUCAACCCCACACCGAUCAACCUCACCGUCUCCGUCGCCCCUGCAUCGGCCACCCUCGAUUCCAUCACCUACGUCCUGAAACAGAAAAUCGCGGAUAGUGUUGCUGCGAAACAACGUGACGCGCCAACCACCCCGCCGUUACAGGUGCUUGACGAUCAUCUGCACGACAAGUACGGGGAUAUCACUUGUCUCUCAGAGCAAGCCGAUAUCACUGUCCGCGAUGAAAACACCGGGACAGCACCAAAAACACAUACAUUCCCCCUCCGCCUCACCUCCCUCGAAAAAUACCACGACACCCUCGACACAGGCGUCUUCCUCUCCUGCACGCACUUCAUCACCGGAAAGGCCACCCUCCGCGUCCCCUCCUCCUCUGAAAAUAUCACCAUCCCAUUCACACUCCCGAUGAGCGUCCACGGCUCCCCAAAUGAGUUUGCGGCGCCGAAGGAACUGCCGAUGCAGACCACGAUCGAUUUGGGGGAAUUUAGGGGUAUUAUGGAGAUGCAGAUGCAGAUGAUGAAGGUGAGGGAGCAGCAGAGGAAUCGGGUUAGGGCUCGUUAA